AUAUAGCAGCGCGCGUAGGGAGAGGGUGGUAGUGGUGGUAUAGAACGAUGCGCGCGCAUGGUUCGAAGGGGGGCAUGCGCAGGAAUACGGGCGAGUAAAACGUCUGGAAGUUUAGUGCAUGGCGGCGCGAGGCCCGUAUCGAUAUCGUCGUAUCGCGCACCACUCGAGCUAACGUCCUGGCCGGGCACGAGUGCGUGCGUGCGUGCGCGCGGUGCGCCGGAUUUCUCUCUCUCUAUCUCUUUUUCUCUCUUUUUAACUAUCUAUCUUUCUAUCUAUCUUUUUCUGACAGUUAGUCUAUCUUCGUUUGCCCGUCAGUAUCUCUCAUUUCAACUAACGUGUCUAUUUUUCUCUCUCUCUCUCCUCUCCCCCUCCUUUACCCUUUUCCACCUCCUUCCCCCUCCUCCUCCUCCUCCUUCCACCUCCUUCAAUAACCACGUUCCCUCUCAGUCUUCUCAGUCGUUCGCAUCUUCUUUCUCCUUAAGCGCGUUCCUUGCGCGAUUCCUUUCCUUUUAUCAUCGUUGUCCUCAUAAUCAGCCUACACCCUAUUUUUUCUUUCCCAUCUACCCUUUUAUUUUCUACCAAUCUCCCACCCUUCCUCCCUCCCGCCGCCGGUGCGUAAAGGUUGUACUCUCGAAGAGAUCGCGAACACGCGCGCGCGCGCUCUCUCUUUCUCUUUCUUUCUUUCUUUCUCUGUCUCUCUUAUGCGAACGUUGAAGGCGAUCGUGGCGCGUUUUGCGCCAAAGUGCGCGACCGGCUUUUAACGCAGAGCACACGUUAGUUAGUUCGGUUUGUUCCUUAUCGGGUAUCUCGUGCGCGAGUUAACGAUUUCACACGAAUAGUAGUGUAUUUCCUGGCUGUUAUCACUUUUACUAAGGUCUUCUUUAUCUCUCGUUAGUCUUCAGAGGAUUCGAGGACAUCCCCCACAGGAUCAGUGUUGAAGAAGACUCUGAGAGCUGCCUUGCCCUGUUACCUCGUCUAGGAUAAGCUGAGAAAGAAGUGUGUACAAGAAGUAAUAUCCUCCCUUCUGAAAUCGAACGAGUCUAAAUAAAAAGAAAAUCAUAAUUCGGGCUAGUAAGCUGAAUUGAAAAGAGUUUAAAUCAUGGAACGUUACGAGGAAGAAGCUGACGACAGCGACAACGAAACGGAUCCCGAACAGCUGUUGAACGAAUGGCUUGGAGAAUUGGAUAGUUUGACUGUGGGUCUUGAUAAUGUGAGCUCGGCAACCCUCAGGCCCUUCAACUCGGACAUUAAUACUCCGAGAAUCGACAGCUACAGGUUUUCUAUGGCAAAUCUUGAAGAUUCCCAAGAUGUCGACUUGGAUGCAAUACUCGGUGAACUGUGCGCAUUGGAACGACGUUGCGACGGUGAUAUCGCAGCCACUACUCCAGCUCAGGAUUCUCAGAGACAGAGUCGUCCCAAUAACGGAAGGAUCACUGCUACCGAUAACACUGACAUCGGCAAAAACGAGGGUGGUAUUCGCACGGAUAGUCCAGACAAUGACAGCGCAUUUUCGGACACUGUUUCGAUGUUGUCCAGUGAAAGUUCAGCAAGUAGCAGUGGUUCAGGACACAAACCACCACAAACCGCCAUUCAUACGGCUUCUCAACAGCAACCGCAUCAACAUAUGGAUGCUGCGGGAAGAGCGAAAGCUGAGAAGAUACGACUUGCACUGGAAAAGAUGCGAGAGGCCAGUGUUCAAAAGCUUUUCAUCAAAGCUUUCACAUUAGAUGGUAGUGGGAAAAGUCUUCUAGUAGAUGAGGGAAUGAACGUUGGUCUCGUUGCUAGACUUCUUGCGGAUAAAAAUCACGUGCCAAUGGAUCCCAAAUGGGCUGUUGUUGAACACUUGCCAGACCUUUUUAUGGAACGAGUAUACGAAGAUCACGAGCUACUGGUAGAAAAUUUGUUACUUUGGACAAGAGACUCCAAAAACAAAUUACUCUUCGUUGAAAGGCCUGAUAAAAAUCAAUUGUUCUUCACUCCUGAAAGAUUCCUGUUGGGUCAUUCAGACAGAUGUAGCAAUGAAUACGACGAUCAUUCUCGUAAUAUGCUUUUGGAAGAAUUUUUUACGAGUAUCAAUGUUGGCGUUCCUGAAGUUGAGGGACCAUUGUAUUUGAAAUCAGACAGUAAAAAGGGUUGGAAAAAGUAUCAUUUCAUACUUCGUGCAUCUGGACUUUAUUAUUGGCCGAAAGAAAAGGCACGUACUGCUAGAGAUCUCGUAUGUUUGGCUACAUUUGAUGUCAAUCAAGUUUAUUACGGUGUCGGUUGGAAGAAAAAGUAUAAAGCACCAACAGAUUUUUGUUUCGCCAUUAAACAUCCGAGAUUACAGCAACCAAAAUCGACAAAGUUUAUCAAAUUUUUAUGCGCGGAAGAUAAUGCGUCUUUGGAAAGAUGGAUGGUUGGGAUUAGGCUUGCCAAAUACGGUAGACAACUAAUGGAUAACUACAGGUUGGUAAUGGACGAGAUUGCACAGGAAGACCUCGAUCUAUUGGCACACGCGAGAUCGUGCUCGGUCAGCUCGAUUGCCGUACCACCUAAUCAAACUCAAUAUAAUACUACCAAUGACAAUGCUAGACAAUUCAUCGAAAAUUCAAGGCACGAGACACAAGCUACGACGAGGCAAUACGAUAGUCAAAGACAAAGUUACAAUUCGGAACAGAGACAGAGUUACAAUAACGAUGGAAGGCUUAGCAGAGCCAGUAGUUCCAGUUCCAGCGGUUGUUUGUCCGAUGGAGCACCGAGUAGUUGUGAGGUGGCUUUCGAGUGUGGUGAAUUUCCAACGGGAACAAUUAAGCGAAAACCUUCCAUGAACCCAAAACUUCCUCUAACAUCGAUAACGAGGCAAUUGAAGGAAGUCGGUGAAACAGUACGCGACGAGCCAGAUUCUUGCCCGAGCCCAACCAGCUCCGGUUCGGGUACCCUAACCCGAAGACACAGUCGUAGAAGAAGUGGCACUGAUUCGGAUGGAUCGGGUACUUUGAAAAGACAUCAUAGAUCUGGUAACGCAACCCCAGUUAGUCCUGUACCACCUGGAACGCCGGUGAGGGAAAGGGCCAGUCCUAUGGGAUAUGGGAGAACGGAGAGUCAAGAAUCCAAAACACCGACCAGUCCUAUACAACCGUGUAUGAUGGAUUCUAUCAUAUCUCUGCCACCACCACCGUCUCCAUCGAGAGUUGCCGAAGAAGGGGAAUCCGAUAGCGAACCAUUACCACCACCACCCCCAGAAAUGUUUCGUUCGAAUCUCUCUCUGGAUUCUUUACCACCACCACCUGGACUAGGCGAACUUCCAGUAUGCAACACGCCAGAGUUGACUGGUUCUUCGUUGAGUCUUGCUUCCUUACCACCACCACCGAGUCCACUUGUUGGUGAGACCGGUACGAUACGUCGUGCGAGACCAAAAACGUCGAGUAGUCCGUCGAAUUCGAUGACUCCCGAGAAUACGCCUACGCAUACUGCGUCAAGGCUAUCUAAUAGUAGCAAUCAAAUGUAUACAAGCACCCCACAAAAUACUUCUGCCCAACAAAACAGUCAGAAUUAUGAAAGCGGCAGUAACGCGACGGGUGCAUCAGCAAACUCGUCGGCUUCUCCACACAGUUCCUAUCCUGGCUCGAGUGCCAGCACACCGACUUACGCACCAAGUUCGCCGAGUUUCACGUCACCGCCACCCUUCGUCCCACCCCCAGCUUAUGGUACACAAACGCAACACGUUGGGACGCAAAGUUUGACGCGACAGAAUUCGAAAUCUGAAUCGAUUUACGGGAGUAGUCACCAGAGCGGGCACAAUACCGUACCUAAUCCGAUCAGGCCAAAUCCUAAUAUGGACACGGUAAGAAGGAGUGCUAUGAAACAGGGUACGAGUCAUUACGCUGCCCCGCCCUAUCUCGCCGAGUUGAAAGCUGCGUCGAGUCCUCAACCGCAACGUCGAGUGACCAUCCAAGAACCACCAACGUCACCCAAGUCAAAAAGUGGCACGGGUAAGAAGAUCUCGUUCAAUUUACCAGCUCAACAAGAACCCGGUAGCCCAGCUUUACCGUUAAGAAAACCGAUGCCACCGAGAAGAUCUGACAGUACGCGAUUGACGUCCCCUAAAAAAUUAGCCGCAUCUGAUCAAGCACCGCCAGGUGACUUUUUAAAGGAUCUCCAACGAGUCAUGAGAAAAAAAUGGCAAGUUGCACAAAAGUGUAAACUCGACUCGACCACAACACCGCACGAAGUCUUAGGUUUCCGAGAUCCACCACCAGCUGUUGCUGAUUACCGAGAAACCAACGUAUCCAAUUGGGUACAGGAACACUAUGGAGUUGACAAUCUCUACGAAAAUGUCUACACGACGGAUCCCCAUGCACCCCUCGAGUACGCGUCGAGUCCUGCUCGUCAAGCAACCGUCAGAUUCGCUGAUGAAAAUCGUAGCAUCAAUAUCGUCAAUGCCAUUGCUAGUAAAAGGAGACCACCACCACCUCCACCCAAAAGGGCAGAAACCACGCAUUUGACCACGACUAGGGCGAUGCACUGACAAUAGCAGAUAAUACAACCUCAUCCAGAGAGGCGAUGGUAUUGCUGCUUGUGCGGCUGGUGGAAGGAUUAAAAAAAGGACAAAUUUUUGUAAAUUCUUCCAUCAUUCAAUUUUUCAUUCGUGGUAUCAUCCUGCACAACAACGUUCAACAAUGUUCGUUGUUGCUUCGCCUCGCUGAACAUAAUUUGUUUAAUUUAAUGGGAAAUAUUCUUCAAGCUUAGCUUCGUCUCGGUCCUUGUCAAAUACUUUUUACGAUAUAUAGCAAUGUUCUUCUUUCUUUUCUCAGAGAAUAACAUGACGCUGAUUCAACAACUUGGAUGAUUACGAGCAUAAUAAUUUCUACUUUUAUAUCGUAAAAAUAUUUGAUGUCAAUUAUCUUAAAGUGCCAGGAUCAAACUAAAAGUCCAAUUAUGACAUGCGUUAUUUUUUUGUUUCAAUUUUUCGUGUUGUCGCCCUGCUUGAUAAACUUUUUUAUGUUUAUCUUUGAUAACAUUUUUGAAACUAGUUCGAUGAAACAGAAAAAGACAAAAAAAAAGGAAAACGCUGAUCACUGCCGAAAAAUCUCAAUUGAAAGAAAGAGAAUUAUAAAAAUGAUGUGCUUUAAAUGCUCCCCCUCCACUUCAAGGUCAUUAAUUGACACGUAGAUGAAACAGUGCCGUACUGCGUUUAACUGCAUUUAAACUGCGUUUAAGGAUGUGAUAUACGUAAAAUAUCAAGCUUAGAUCCUGCCUAUUUGCUAAAAGUUAAAAAGAAAAAAGGAAAAAAAAAGUAAAAAUGACUACUCGUAUAGCAGAAAUGAAAGGAAGAGUCUUAGUCGAAAAAAUAUUUUGCGAGAUUCUAAGUAAUCUAAUGCUACAAUGUGCAUCGUUUCGCUUGAUAUAAAACGAAAAUUAUUAGAUAAAAAAAAAAGAGCGUUCGGUGUUUAAUCUCGCAAUUCCAAAUCAUUUACUGUACGUGUUCUUUGGUUUUUAUAUUUUUUGGUUCUUAUGUUUCUUAUUUUAUUUUGAUAACCAAGGUGCUUUACAAUGCAGUUAGUAAACGAUAUUGAAAGAAAAAAAAAUAAAAGAAAUUAAUAACGUGAGAAAAUAAAAAAAAAAA
Polistes dominula (European paper wasp) is the source of this 5605-nucleotide messenger RNA. RefSeq lists its product as uncharacterized. Gene Ontology annotation, biological process: signal transduction. Lineage: Eukaryota; Metazoa; Arthropoda; Insecta; Hymenoptera; Vespidae. The record is from RefSeq and is a predicted model, not a curated record.